CGAGCGAGCGGCGUAUUUUUCUACCGUCGCUUGUUUACGUUUACGCUGCACUCGUGCACCUUGAUCUUUCCCGCAGAUGCUUGCAUUUUUGGACAGGUCAACUGUCUGACCAUCUGACCCGUUUGGUUUUGUGUGGUUCAGUUUCGUCUAGUGACCAAGCCUCAGAGAAUAACAUAACCUGUCAAAAUGCCGAAAACUCAGAAGAAAGCACUCACAGUUGAUAGUAUUACUCAUCCAAAGAGUAGAAAGGCUAUUAAAUUGUUCAAAAACCAUAAAAAGAAAGAGUCACGACAGAAAACCAAAAUGGUGACCCAUGUGAAAAACAACCUUAUCGGAGAGAAGCUGUUGUGGUUUCAAGAAAGGAUUCCUGACGAUAUGACUAUUUGUUCUAAGGCUUUUGUUGAUGAACUUAUUCAGACAUAUCUUGCUAGGUUUGAUGAUGAGCUCGAACAAAUUCGAUUGAAGCAUUCGAUUGGACAGCGCAACAAACGGCAGCAUGCUAGUCGAGAAGAUAUGAUACGUCACACGCAAGAAACCGAGAGACUGGAAUACAACACAUGUGGUUUGGAGCUUCCUAAUCUUUUGGACGAAGCCCAACUAAAAGUAUUGAAGGAAUGGAACGGUGAGCUGCGCUUUCUUCAGAACUUCAAGCUAGUAAGACUGGGCAAGAAACAACUUCAGAGUGAAUCAUCAGACAUCAGCAUGGACUAUUCAACCAAAAUUGCUGAGAAAAGCAAAGAAACAAUUACUGAAUCAAAUCAAAAUUCCCCUGUACCAAGUGAAUCCAGUGAUGAUGAAAGCAUGAUGGAAUAAAUCGUAAGUUAAUCAAAAAUGA
Molecule: messenger RNA, 835 nt
Organism: Thrips palmi
Lineage: Eukaryota; Metazoa; Arthropoda; Insecta; Thysanoptera; Thripidae
Product: translation machinery-associated protein 16
Exons: 5
Coding region: 187-813 (208 amino acids)
Cellular component (GO): nucleus
Source: RefSeq, a predicted model, not a curated record